CAAAGCUCCCUUUCUCUUUGCUCUUCAAAUCGUAAGAAAAGUUGGAACUUUGCUUAGAUUACAGAGUGAAAAUGCUACACCUCAAAAGAUCCUUGCACAAAUGGAACUUGAUGAUCCGUGACUCUACCAACAACGGCUUCUUUACACACUCUUUAAACAUUUACUCUUCCAUGUUACAAACCGGAGUUCAUGCCAACAUCUACACUUUCCCUUUGCUCCUCAAAGCUUGUGCUAAUAUCAACUCUUUACGCCUCGGCACUUUGCUUCAUUCCCAUGUCCUUCAACUGGGAUUUCAACUAGACCCCUUUGUUCAAACGGCUCUCAUUGAUAUGUACUCCAAAUGCUCCAAUCUUCAAGCUUCAAGAAAAGUGUUUGAUGAAAUGCCCUUUAGAACCCUCGUGUCUUGGAACUCUAUGAUUUCUUCUUAUUCUCGUGCUUCUCUAGUUGAUGAAGCGGUUUUGAUGUUAAAAGAAAUUUGGGUUCUUGGUUUGGAACUAAGUGCUUCUACAUUUGUAAAUGUUGUGUCUAGUUGUAGUGUUCUUGGACAAGGCUUAUCAAUACAUUGUUGCGUAUUUAAACUCGGACUGUUGAGUAAUGAGAUACCUUUAGCUAACUCUGUUAUGAAAAUGUAUGUUAAAUUUGGUCGACUUGAUGAAGCGCGUUUGGUCUUUAAUGGAAUGGGAGAAAGUUCCAAUAUUUCAUGGGCAAUAAUUAUUGGUGGGUUUGUGAAUAUUGGGAAAGUUGGUGAAGCAUUUGGUGUGUUCAACCAAAUGAGAAGAACUAGUCUGAAACCAGACUUAAUAGUGUUUCUGAAACUCAUUUCGGGUUGUUCACAAGAAGGGAAUUUGUUGUUAGCUUCGUUGGUUCAUUCUCUUGUACUGAAAUGUGGAUGCGAGGAUAAAGAUCCCAUUGACAAUUUGCUGGUCAGCAUGUAUACAAGAUGUGGUGACCUUGAGUCUUCGCAAAGAGUAUUUGAUAUGGUACAGGAGAAAAAUGUGUUCUUGUGGACGUCCAUGAUUGGAGGGUAUGCUCAGUUGGGUUAUCCUGCUGAGGCAUUGAAUCUGUUUAAAAGGUUGUUGAAGACAUCCGUUAGACCCAAUGAAGCAACCAUGGCUACAGUACUUUCAGCUUGUGCUGAUUUAGGAUCACUUGCCAUGGGAAAGGAGAUUGAAGAGUACAUUUUGGUAAACAGGCUAGAGUCUAGUAGGCAAGUUCUGACCUCUUUGAUACAUAUGUUCUCCAAAUGUGGAAGCAUAAACAAGGCAGAAGAAGUGUUUGAGAGGGUGACAGAUAAAGACUUGGCUGUUUGGGGUGCUAUGAUAAAUGGCUAUGCCAUUCAUGGGAUGGGAGAUAAGGCUUUUAGUCUCUUUCAUAAGAUGCAACAAGUAGAAGGUAUAAAGCCAGAUGCUGCGGUUUGCACAAGCUUAUUAUCGGUGUGCAGCCAUUCCGGAUUGGUCGAAGAUGGAUUGAGGUAUUUUCGAAGUAUGCAGGAUGAGUAUGGAAUAGAACCCAGCAUAGAGCAUUAUGCAUGCUUGGUAGAUCUUCUUGGCAGAGCUGGUCAGUUUGAUUUGGCUUUGAAAACAAUUCAAGAGAUACCUGUCCAAGAACAAGCUCAAGUAUGGGCUCCAUUACUUAGUGCAUGCAGGAAACAUAGCAACAUUGAGCUGGGAAAACUUGCAGCUAGAAAGUUGAAAAAUUUAAGCCCUCUAAGUACCGGCAAUUAUGUUUUAAUGGCAAAUUUGUAUACAUCCGUGGGCAAGUGGAAAGAGGCAGCUACAGCAAGAGGCUUGAUAAAUGAUAAACAAUUAGUAAAAGAAGCUGGUUGGAGCCAGGUUGAGAUGGAUGGCUGUGUCUAUGUAUUUGUUGCUGGAGAUCAAUCCCAUCACCAGUCGGUUGAAAUCUACAAGACCUUAGAGGAUCUAAAUGUUAUAAUAUUAGAGGCAGGGUAUGCUGCGAAAACAGACACAGACUUGUCAUAACUUUGAAGUAUAAACAUUUCUAUGUUCCUAUUUGAAUUAUAAAAGUACUAAAAAAUAAGUAAAAUAGAUUUGUUUAUUUUGAAAAUGAUUUUGAAAGUUAUAAUCAGUAAAAUAGAAGCCAUCUUAUGUUUCUUGGUAAUAGUGUACUGAUUUUCAGCUUGUACACAGUAGUCUCCAGCUUUUCUGUUUGCUGGGGUUUUAAUUCUCUUUGAUGGUUUCUGUUUAUGUA
Messenger RNA from Pistacia vera, 2208 nucleotides. Its product is annotated as pentatricopeptide repeat-containing protein DOT4, chloroplastic-like. The transcript has a single exon. NCBI's taxonomy places the organism in Eukaryota, Viridiplantae, Streptophyta, Magnoliopsida, Sapindales, Anacardiaceae. The record is from RefSeq and is a predicted model, not a curated record. Bases 72 to 1979 code for a protein of 635 amino acids. Gene Ontology annotation, molecular function: RNA binding; protein binding. Gene Ontology annotation, biological process: RNA modification.